Messenger RNA from Trichobilharzia regenti, 1185 nucleotides. The record is from the annotation of a GenBank genome assembly. NCBI's taxonomy places the organism in Eukaryota, Metazoa, Platyhelminthes, Trematoda, Strigeidida, Schistosomatidae.
AUGGAUACAACAUUAAAUAUUACCAAUAUGCUAAUGAAAGACACUACACCGGAAUUAAUAAACAGAUCAUUUGCACCAAGAAAAAACGAUCCACUCUCAAUGUCAUGUCCACCGAUUUCUUCUUCUAGUAAAUUAAAUCAAUUCAAAUAUUCACCAACAUCCUUUAAUAAAAAUAAUACAUCAAUACAGAGUGAUACAGGAAGCGAGAUUGACAUAUCCCCCUCACCGCAUAAUCACUCAUAUGAUUCGAAUACUUCAAAGCCGAGUGACGUUGUCACUUUGAACCAGGAGGUAAUUUCAACACCUCAACAAGCCGAGCAAAAUCAAUUAUGCUUAUAUCAUACACCAUGUCAAUAUCGAACCCCAGAUUAUCAUCCUAUCAACUACAAUGACAGGAUACAAAGAGAUGGGCUAAAAUCUAAUUCGUCUUCUUCUGUAUCCCUACCAGCAACAGACUACUAUAGUACUCCAAAAACCGCGCACAAUUAUCUCUGUUAUACAAAAGGUAUAAAUUCACAAAAUAAUGGUAGUAAUAGUAGUAGUAGUAGUAGUAUAGUAACCACCCAGAGUAUAUUAACACCAGUAAUGAAUUCAAAUGAACAACAUAAAUUUAAAAUUCCCAGUUAUUCGGUUGUUUUAAAAUCAAGUCAAACAAAUAAAUCCAGAAUGAAAUUUAAUUCUUUUACACCAACGGAAACAAUAACGCGGUCAGAUAAUACUAAUACUAAUCUGCGUAAAAGACUAAUUCAGCAUUCAAUAAAUCAUGGCGUCGACGACAGUCAAUGGGAUGAAAGUCAAGAGAGUUCAAUUCAAGAAAAACUGCAACAACAAGACCAACAUUUGUGUAAUGAUACACAAAUAUUCCAAGAAACAGAGACUGAAAUUUCAAUAGAUUAUAGUUUGAUAAAUGAUGGUUGGAGUGAAUUAGCUUGUCUAAUAAGGAUAAGUAAAUUAGGUUUAUUGGACAUUGAUCAUACACUGAACGAUGAAGAUAGUGUUGCAGAUUCUUCCAAGUCGACAGAAAAAACUAACGAUUGUAUUCCUACGCUGGAAGAAGAAAAUCCUAGCCAUAAACGUGUAUGCUAUAGCGCACCACCUACACCGAAUCCUAGACUAGUGAAUAUUGAAAACAUGAAUUUCUACGAAACACCACCGGCUCAGUCUACCACCACCACGGAAGAAUAA